AUGAGCGUCAGCGACACUGAAAGUAUCCGAGGAACCCAAUUCCAAACCACCCAAACCUUCCCCCUCGCCCACCCUCCUCCCCCCAAAUCCCAGACCACCCACCGUCUGCGACUCACCCCGCGAAGACUCCUGCAAAUGCAGCAACUAUCCACCCGAUCCACCGCCAUCAACACCCCCGCCCUCAUCCCUGUCCUCGACCUCUUCCGCCCCGCCCGUCUCUCCAAACCCAUCCUCCCCACCGGUCGCAAAGUCCGCGGUCAAGAUCUCUACCUGGCACAGAAUGAGGGGUUCUCGGGUCUCUCCUAUUCAUCCGGUAGUAACAGCCCCGCGAAACGAAAGGCGGCAGGACGGUCGAAAUUGAGUCGUUCGCUGUCGCGCUCGUUGACCACGAAAUCAACUAGUGGAAAGAACAAGGACAAGAACAAGAAAAAAGUCACAGAACCAACGGAUGGAACCGAAACGGCUAUCGCUCGACCAGGCCCAGAAGUCAUAGUCAGCGUACUCCACCGCGGGCCGAACCAGUCCCAGACCCAGAAAAAGAACAAGAACAAGAAGGACACGAGCAAAUCCCCCAAACAGUCCCCCGCGGAAGAAAAGGAGAACGAAAAAGAGAAAGAAAAAGAAGAAAUCAGCUUCCCUUUAGACGGCACAACCUGGACCGCGUCGCGCUCCCCAGACGGCUCCAAAUACCGCUUCGAGAUGCGGCCCACCUCAGAACACCACCACACGUCUAUCGCGCUGGAGUGGGAGAGACGACUCCCGAAGAAUGCCUCCUCGGCUGGAUCGAGUCCCGCUGGUUCCACUACCGGUGGGAACCCAACGGCGAAUGCGACUGACGGGAACAAUAAAAGUCGAUUUGUCCUAUGCCUCGCCGAAUCAGGCAUGCGCAAGCCGUGGCUGGCGACCUUAACAGCGAAAGGCGUGCGCAUCGGGUCCUGGGAUCGCGCGCAGCGGGAGAGGCUGUGUGGAUGUGUUGGGUGGAGGGAGGAGGAGGCUGAUGCGGGGUUUUACACGCUUGUUUUGACGCUGGGGGUGUGGGUGGGUGUCGCGGAGGGGUGGGUUUCGUAUUAA
Molecule: messenger RNA, 1071 nt
Organism: Aspergillus candidus
Lineage: Eukaryota; Fungi; Ascomycota; Eurotiomycetes; Eurotiales; Aspergillaceae
Exons: 2
Coding region: 1-1071 (356 amino acids)
Source: RefSeq, a predicted model, not a curated record